Messenger RNA from Cooperia oncophora, 825 nucleotides. Lineage: Eukaryota; Metazoa; Nematoda; Chromadorea; Rhabditida; Trichostrongylidae. The record is from the annotation of a GenBank genome assembly.
UUGCAGAUUCCUCGCUAUGCCUCCACCACCUGUGCGAGUUCGAGCCGAUCGUCGUGUUCAGGGGUUUAUGGCCCUACUUUCAACAGCAAUAGGAACGAAAAUGAUAAUAGGAAUCAACUUUUGAUCGCAGAUGGAGAUGACCCAGUACAUGCAGAUUAUAUGUCAUCUAUGGUUUGCCAUCCGCCGCUGAAAAGUAUUGGUCAAGGCCGACAUAAUACUUAUUUGUUGGAAGGAUUGCCGGAAUACGACGAGAUACUGAAUCUUCCCGGUCUCAAAGAAAGUCCUGAUUUGAUGAAGAGACUUGAUGAGUUGUGUCUCAAACCCAGAUCAAACAGUAAAACAUCUUGUAAAUCGUCUUCAGAAUCUGUGAAACUUCCUGAUUUGAACGAAAUCUACAAAAGCCGGUCGGGUUGUGUGUCCCAAUGUUCACAAGCGUCAGCGUGCGCGCAUGCGAUGGCUCCUCUAGAUGAAGAGCUCUUACCAAUUCCAUCGGACUCGCUUCUUGAAGCGUUAUCUCUUGUGCUUCUUUCUAUACCUUCAUCCCGUCGUCGUAAACUUCAUUACUUAAUACGAUUCAUGAACAAAAUCGCAGCCAAUCACUGUCUACAGCUUGAUGCAAUGCAUUCUAAUCGGGAAGCGGUGCUAAAAGGUUUAUCCAGAUGCAUAGUAUCGCUCCGAGGAUCUCCUUUGAUUACUGCUCCACAACGUACUCGCCUGGUGUCGAUCCUGCUUGAUUACGAAAAGAAGGUUUUUGGUGUCCCGAAAGGUCUGGUUUCAGAAGUUGAGGAGGCUAUUCGAGAACGCCAACGAGAGAAGGUUAGUUAA